CCAGAAUCGCUUUAACGACCUCACCAGCAAAAGCAUUUUAAAAAAUGGGCAACUUCUGUCCGAAAAGACCCCGACCACGUCUGCUGCCAGGCAAAAUCACUGAUGCUGCACUGAACAAUCAAAAGCUUAAUCGAUACACACCAUACCCCCCAGCACCGGACACACAAGAGACUGCAAAUAAUGCGGGAUGUGAUGUCCUCAUUGGACUCUACGACUACACAGGACGAAACAAUGAACUCAGCUUCCAGAAGAACGACCAGAUGAUCGUGAUCGACAAAAGCGACUCGGAAUGGUGGUAUGUACGCCACAGUACGACAGGAGAAGAAGGAUAUGUUCCUUACAAUUAUGUUACCAUCGCCGACUCCUUGGAUACCAAACCAUGGUUCUUCGGUAACAUAAACCGUAAGGACGCCGAAAUGCUAUUAUUAGCAAAAGAGACCACAUCAGGAAUGUUCUUGAUAAGACAAAGAGACAAGGAACAAGGUGGUUUUGCUCUGUCUAUUGUCAGUAAAGAGGAUAAUGAGAGCUUUGUUAAACAUUACAAAAUUAUGAGCAAGAACGGACAAUUCUGGAUCAACGAACGAAGAAUUUUUGAAUCUCUUGAUGAACUUAUUAAACAUUAUUCAGAAUUACCGGAUGGAAUAUUCAAGGCAUUGACAACCCCAUGUGUGAAAAGUAAACCCGUCCUUACGGAUUUGUCCAAGGAGUUGCGUGAUCAAUGGGAAAUACCUCGAGAAGAUAUACAACUUCUUGGUGUACUUGGUAGCGGACAGUUUGGUGAGGUACGAAAAGGUCUCUGGAAAAACAGUACCACAGUUGCAGUGAAAACCUUAAAACCCGGUACAAUGUCAGCAGCCAGCUUAGAAGAGUCCAAAAUUAUGAAAAGGUGCAAACACAAGAACUUGGUCCUCCUCUAUGCCGUGUGUUCAAUAGGCGAGCCCAUUCUCAUUGUCACUGAAUUUAUGAGCAACGGUAGUCUGCUGUGUUUCCUGCGUUCUCCUGGAGGGGAAGCGUUAAGCUUUGAAGAACUUAUACAUAUGGCAGCCCAGGUGAGUGGAGCACUAACGAGGGGAUGUCGUAUGUGUGAAUAUAUGUAUACACAUACACUCAAACGUCCACACA
This is a messenger RNA of Octopus sinensis (East Asian common octopus), 1122 nucleotides long. RefSeq names its product tyrosine-protein kinase Fyn-like. Gene Ontology annotation, biological process: innate immune response; cell surface receptor protein tyrosine kinase signaling pathway; cell differentiation. Lineage: Eukaryota; Metazoa; Mollusca; Cephalopoda; Octopoda; Octopodidae. Gene Ontology annotation, molecular function: signaling receptor binding; non-membrane spanning protein tyrosine kinase activity; ATP binding. Gene Ontology annotation, cellular component: extrinsic component of cytoplasmic side of plasma membrane. The record is from RefSeq and is a predicted model, not a curated record.